CUAAAAGUGGUUGGUCCCGUUGCUGUUCUUGGAGGACUGCUACAAAUAGUCAUUCUUAUGUUCUUGUGUGGCAUAACUGCUAUGUUGUGCGGAGCAAAGUUGUCCGAUGGUGUAUUUGUCGGUUGCUUCCUCUCAAUGUCUUCAACAGCAGUGGUGGUGAAGUUUUUGGUUGAGAAGAAUAGUAAUAACAUUCUUCAUGGUCAAGUGACUAUUGGAAUCCUUAUUUUUCAGGAUUGUGCUGUUGGUUUACUGUUUGCUUUGCUCCCAGUUCUGGGUGGUAACAGCGGCAUUUUGCAAGGAAUGGCCUCAAUGGGGAAGCUGCUGCUGGUUUUGUCCUUAUAUCUCACUACUGCAUCUGUUUUGACUUGGUCAUUUGUUCCUCGAUUUUUGAAGUUAAUGACACAUCUAUCAUCUCAAACUAAUGAACUUUACCAGCUGGCUGCAGUGGCUUUUUGCUUAUUAUCUGCUUGGUGCAGCGAUAAGUUGGGCCUUAGUCUUGAAUUGGGGUCGUUUGUGGCUGGGGUGAUGAUAUCAACUACUGACUUUGCACAGCAUACUUUGGACCAGGUAGAACCAAUUCGCAACCUUUUUGCUGCACUGUUCCUUUCUAGCAUUGGAAUGCUUAUACAUGUACAGUUCCUGUGGACCCAUGUGGACAUAUUGCUUGCUUCUGUUAUCCUGGUCAUAGUGGUAAAGACUACUGUUACUGCUAUGAUCACAAAAGCCUUUGGAUAUAGCAUUAGGACAUCAUUUGUGGUUGGAGUACUUCUUGCUCAAAUUGGAGAAUUUGCUUUCGUCCUAUUAAGUCGUGCCUCAAAUCUACACCUUGUUGAGGGCAAGAUGUAUCUUCUUCUUCUUGGGACAACGGCUUUCAGUCUGGUGACAACUCCUGUCUUGUUCAAAUUGAUACCUGCAGUUAUGCACUUGGGAGUCCUCAUGCACUGGUUUCCUUCAGAGAGUGGCGUGCAGAAUGAGGAGAAAGUUGCCAUGAUUGACUUAUAUAACAGACAGUUGUGACCUUAGAGCUGAUUGUGAUUGUGUUCUAUAGUAACGAAGACUCUAGUUAGAUGCCGGGGUAUUUUGGAAAUACCGACAACUUCAUCAUGGAAGCUUCAAAUUAUACGUCACGAUAGCUUGGAGUAAAGUGUACAUAUAUACAUAUUCUAUUACCUCAUAUUCUUUGGAAGUUUGUAAUAUAUACUCAUUUUUUGGACAUGGACAUGUAAUUCGAGAUCCAUACAAAUCAUACAGAGAGCAUUCCCAUGUAUUUGGCACUUUAACCUUUAGAUUGAGUUGGAAAAGGGAUUCUAAAGGCAUCUUAAUCUUUAUUUCGUGAGUUACAUUAUUAUUAUUAUUUUUGUUCUGUAAAAUAAGAUUGCU
Messenger RNA from Ilex paraguariensis (yerba mate), 1380 nucleotides. The record is from the annotation of a GenBank genome assembly. NCBI's taxonomy places the organism in Eukaryota, Viridiplantae, Streptophyta, Magnoliopsida, Aquifoliales, Aquifoliaceae.